AUGUCGAUUCCACAUUCAGAAAGCACCGCUGCGUCUGAGGACAGCCAUGAAAAGCCACUACGAGUGGUCAUCAUUGGUGGAGGCAUCGGCGGGCUCGCCUUAGCACAGCUCCUUCGAGGCGACGAUAAAUUCCAGGUAACCCUUUACGAGCGAGGGGAGUUGGAGGGAGGUCAAAGUCAGCUGGCUGGCUUUCGAAUCAUGGUCGCAUUGGAAAUGCUGACAGCCCUGAGGGAUCGUUUACCCAAAGAUGUUCUGCCCUUGCUGGAAGAGUCAAUUGGAGUGCAACCUUCUAGUGGCCAGAGCCUCUGCAUGUUCAACGAGAAGGGCAAGAUCACGAUGAAAUAUACCACUCCCGAUUUCAGGGCUGCUCGUUCUGUUUCGCGCUGGAAGCUGCGGAAAGCGCUACUCGUCGGAUCUGAGUCCUUUGUCAAGUUUGGGAAAGAAUUCGAGUCAUAUAAGAGCACCACCAACGGCGUUACUGUGAUCUUUAAAGACGGGGAAAGAGUUGAAUGUGAUCUGCUAGUUGGAGCCGAUGGCGCUGGAUCCAAGGUAAGAAAACAGUUGCUUCCAAAGGCAUCGAGGAGUGAUACCAAAGUCACCGUCAUCUAUUUCAAGAUGCCACUCACGCCGGAGACGGAAUGUAUGAUGCCAUACGGAUCAGGAUGCUUGAUUAUGGCCCCUCGGCGCUCCAUGAUUGUUUCGUCGUGGAAAAACCCAAAAAAACACUACGGUCCUGAUGACCUCAAGAAGAUCGACGGCGAUGAGUCAUUUCUUAUGUGCGGCCUUGGUUGCUAUACCAAUGAGUUCGUGAACCAAACCAAACACCCAGAUGAUAUGACUCCCGAAGAGCUGAAAGAUGAGUGUCUGGCGCGGACUCAGCACUGGCAUCCCUUGUUUCGAUCACUCAUAGCCAAAACAAUCCCAGAAUCCGUUUUCGUUUCGCACAUCAAGACCCAAGACAGGAUUUCUCCUUGGAAGUCGUCAAAUGUUACUCUUCUUGGUGAUGCUGCUCAUAGCACGGCUAGCAUGACCCCUUACCUUGGAAAGGGGGCAACAUCGGCACUAUUCGACGCACUCCAGCUCGCAAACAUUUUGAAAUCAGAUAGCAACCCGCCGCUCUCGGCCAAGCUCGCCAGAUACGAAGGAAAUAUGCUCAAGCAGGGCUUCUCAGUCGCAGAUAAGAGUAUGAGUGUCCACAAACUCGUCUUUAAUAUGGGCAAAAAUCGGAUGAUGGCCAAGUGCCGAGACCGCUUUCUGUCAUCGUUGGAUGUAGUGGUGGGUGAGAAGGAGCCAAAGGGAAAGCCAUUUCCAGGCAAGUAA
This is a messenger RNA of Lindgomyces ingoldianus, 1320 nucleotides long. RefSeq names its product FAD/NAD(P)-binding domain-containing protein. The record is from RefSeq and is a predicted model, not a curated record. Gene Ontology annotation, molecular function: FAD binding. The coding region runs from base 1 to 1320 and encodes 439 amino acids. Lineage: Eukaryota; Fungi; Ascomycota; Dothideomycetes; Pleosporales; Lindgomycetaceae. The transcript has 4 exons.